GGAGGCGAACGUCUCGGACAUCGACAUCGGCGAGGACGCGAACCCGAAGCUCCCGCCCGCGGUGAGCUCGCUCGUCGACGGCUCGCUCGUCGUUCUCGAGGGCGUCGGCGGCGACGUCGCUCCGGGCACGAUCGUCCACCUCGGCGCGGACGGCGCCAAGGCUGUGCUGUUGUCCCAUCGCGAGCCCAAGUCGUUCGCGCUGAUGUUCAACGACGGCAGCGAGGAGAACGGCUGCGGCGCGAUCGCGCUGGGUCCCGGGACCGCGAAGGUCAAGGCGGGGGACGCCGUGGAGAUUUUGAAGAAGAAGAAAUUCGUCAUGCCCGCGGAGGCCGAGGUGAGAGGCCGGCACCUCGGCGCGCUCGGGCAGCCCCUGGACGGACGCCCGACGCGGCCCAUCCCCGGCGGUAAAUUCCGCGACGUCACCGCCGGCGGCGGCAGCGAGCUCAUGAUGGAAACCCCGAGCGUGGAGGACAGGAAGCCGAUCACGACGCCGCUCGUGACCGGGAUCAGAGCCGUCGACGUCCUCACCCCGGUCGGCCGAGGCCAGUGCAUGCUCCUCACCGGCGAGCUCGGGACCGGGAUAAACAUGCUCGGCCUCUCCGCGGUCGCCGCGCAGGCGAAGAGCGGCGUGCGGUGCGUGUACGGCGCCGUGGGCGCGUCCGCGGAGGACAGCGGGAUGGCAAUCGCCGGCGAAUUAG
Micromonas pusilla CCMP1545 is the source of this 698-nucleotide messenger RNA. RefSeq names its product H+-or Na+-translocating f-type, v-type and A-type ATPase superfamily. The transcript has a single exon. Gene Ontology annotation, biological process: proton motive force-driven ATP synthesis. Gene Ontology annotation, molecular function: ADP binding; ATP binding; proton-transporting ATP synthase activity, rotational mechanism. Lineage: Eukaryota; Viridiplantae; Chlorophyta; Mamiellophyceae; Mamiellales; Mamiellaceae. The record is from RefSeq and is a predicted model, not a curated record. The annotation marks the transcript as partial.